Molecule: messenger RNA, 4908 nt
Organism: Harpia harpyja (harpy eagle)
Lineage: Eukaryota; Metazoa; Chordata; Aves; Accipitriformes; Accipitridae
Gene: P2RX5
Product: purinergic receptor P2X 5
Exons: 12
Coding region: 662-1918 (418 amino acids)
Biological process (GO): monoatomic cation transmembrane transport; response to ATP
Cellular component (GO): plasma membrane; nuclear inner membrane
Molecular function (GO): purinergic nucleotide receptor activity; extracellularly ATP-gated monoatomic cation channel activity; ATP binding
Source: RefSeq, a predicted model, not a curated record
AACUAUUCCUCUCCCUUUGCUAUUUUAUCAGAUGCUAUGUUCUGUAUGUUUGCCUAGCUCAGCACUCUACUGUACAUUUUAGUGAGAUGUGAUGGUGAUUGAUCCCUUAACCACAUGCAGAAUUAUUUAUUAGUUUCUUAAGCUGGGUUUUUGGUGGGAGGAUGUAGCAGCCAAGCAGGUAUUUUGGAUGACUGGUAAGGACCCAAGUUCUCAUUGCUCAUGUAAACGCUUAAGAAAUUAAAAAUUUAACCAGGUGCUUUGCCAUCAUGUAGAGGCUGAAGAAAGGCUUUAAUACUUUACAGUGAGAGACUAUAGCUCUGUCACCUUGGAUGCUAUAAUGUGGCUUCAUGCUAUAACAUGUUUCAUUAUGAACAUUUUGUGACUGUGGGGGAGAGAAUGAAGCCUGGGGGCAAAACUGAGAAGGGGGCUUCCCCAGAGGAUGAAUUAGCUGGAAAGCAGCUAAGGAAGGAUCUCGUGUUCGUGCAGCUGCUGGUUUCUGACCCGAGAGCUGCUGCCGGCGAGCAGCUGACGGGAGGGAGGAGAUCAGCCUUUCCCUCUGAAGGGGUUGGUGUGUCAGGUUUCCAUGCAGAGCACGUGUGGAUAAUGCGAGCUGCAAACGCUGCUGCCUGCUCCAGCCACCGGUACAGAGCGAGCCGGGAGCAUGGGGCAGGUGGCUUGGAAGGGUUUAUUUCUAUCGCUUUUUGAUUAUAAAACAGAGAAAUACGUCAUUGCAAAGAACAAGAAGGUGGGGAUUCUCUAUCGCGUGGUGCAGCUCUCCAUCCUGGCUUACCUGGUGGGGUGGGUGUUUGUUGUCAAGAAAGGCUAUCAGGACACAGACACAUCCCUCCAGAGCUCUGUCAUCACCAAGCUGAAAGGAGUAGCUUUCACCAACACCUCGGAGCUGGGGGAGAGGCUGUGGGAUGUUGCAGACUACGUCAUCCCUCCACAGGGUGAAAACGUCUUCUUUGUCAUGACGAAUCUGAUUGUGACCCCAAACCAGAGGCAAGCCACAUGUCCUGAGGUAGGAAGAACUGAGCCCCUUGGCCCCCAGACCCCUACAAAACUGGGGAGUGUCAGCAUUCCCGAUGCCCUGUGUUACAAGGACGGGGACUGCCUGGCAGGGGAAGCAGUGGUGGCUGGCAAUGGGGUUAAGACUGGCCGUUGUUCGAAAGACAGGGACAGCAUCAGAGGGACUUGUGAGAUACUGGCCUGGUGCCCAGUGGAGAAAAGAUCCAAGCCCAAGACACCACUUCUCGCCAGUGCAGAAAACUUCACUGUUUACAUCAAGAACUCGAUCCGCUUCCCCAAGUUUAAGUUCUCCAAGAUGAAUGUGCUGGCAACCGACAAUGAGUCCUACCUGAAGACCUGCCGCUACAGCACGGAGCAUCCCUACUGCCCCAUCUUCCUCCUGGGGAACAUCGUCCGAUGGGCUGGGAGCGACUUCCAGGAAAUGGCCUUGGAGGGUGGUGUGAUAGGAAUUCAGAUUGAAUGGAACUGUGAUCUUGAUAAAGCCCCUUCUGAAUGUAAUCCUCACUAUUCUUUUAGCCGGCUGGAUAACGAGUUUGCAGAAAAGUCUAUCUCUUCUGGGUACAACUUCAGGUUUGCCAAAUAUUACCGGGAUGCUGAGGGGGUCGACUACCGGACACUCAUUAAAGCGUAUGGAAUCCGCUUUGAUGUGAUGGUGAACGGCAAGGCAGGGAAAUUUAACAUCAUUCCCACCAUUAUCAAUAUCGGUUCGGGGCUUGCUCUCAUGGGAGCGGGAGCUUUCUUUUGUGACCUGGUGCUGCUGUAUCUGAUUAAAAAGAGUAACUUCUAUCGAGGCAAAAAGUAUGAGGAAGUAAAGUCCAGUUCCAGGAAAUCGUUAUCUAGCCCUACGCUGAAUGGGAAUCAGAGCCCUGACCAGCUCGGUGGGCUCUAGGCACAGCGAUGGGUCUGCCAGCUGGACUCAUGUUCCAGGAAAACCACGCAGGUGUGAAAUCACACCCAGACUGGGAGGUGGAGACACCCCAGAUCAGGUCUACUGUCUAUUAUUGGGAUUUCCAGAGGGAAAAAAAAGUCCUUUAAAGAACACCCUUCUUUCCCUGAGAUGUUCUCUGGUAUCCUGAGCUUGCAACAGUGUGUCGUCGUUAUGGAUUUAUAGAAGGAUUUUUAUAAAAGGAAAAAGAAGGCACCAAACAAAAGUUUUUGUAUCUGUUGAUAAAUAUAUCUGUACCUACGUCAGUAGCCAGUGUUAUCCUGUGGCUGUGCUUUGCUUCCAUGUGCGAAAGAGCAGUGAUGUGAAACACCGCUGGCGCUUUGAGGAGGGCUGAGGCCCUGAUUCAACCCAUCUCCUGCUCCACUGGCUUGCGGCCACCGCUUCCAACUCUCGCUUGUGUUACAUGCAAGAUUAGAUGUAAAGCAGCAGGACUGCUCUUGUCGGGAAGUGCAAUGAAAUGCAGCAUUUCAGCAGCUCUCUGAGCCCGGGGGAAAGGGACUUGUUAUCCUACAACGCCCGUGCUGACUGGGCCUGUGUCACAGUGGGGGCAAUUACUCUUACUGCAGUGUGUGAGUAAGCAUUAGGGCCAGAAACGGUGCUCAUCCAGGAAAAGCCUUCGCAACAGCUGCAACAAGGUGCUCUGCUCGUCUCAGGAACAGCAGGAGAAGGUCCUGCGCAGCUCUGAAUGGGGAAUCAGUUCAGCCACGGCUGGGUCCCAGCUACCUCACCGCUACCCACCGUCUCCAUUUGUAGCUGGCCCAGAGAACCAACACUUCAGAGCACGGAACAGGUAACAGCAGGCGGAGGAGUAUUUUGAGGCAAGGCAGGGAUAGAUGGUUUUGUGGUUCAUGGUGGGGGGGUGGGGAAAGGGGGUUAGCGCACUGGAAAGCAACAUGGCACUGGGAAUAUCUGCACAGGGAUGGUCUUAGGUUCUCCCUCCUUUGUUCAGUGGCUGGUGUCAUUUGCUCAGGAUUGUCCUUUCUGCAUCACUUACCGAUGGCUCGUGGUGGGGAGAGAUCUAACUUAACGCUUCUGCCGGUUUUCGUAGUACCCUGAACUGUACUGCAGAGACUGAAAAGGGGGGGCUCUAUCAGGUGAAAUGGACUUUGCCGGGUUCUUCCAAAUACACCAACAGGAGGAAAAUGUAGCAGAAAGAUGUCCACUACUUCAACACUCUGGUAACUUCCAAGAAAUACAAGUGCUUCUUUGUUUCUCAACAGAGAAAUAAGGCUCACUGCAGCCCAUUUUGUGAAUUUAUGAUCAUGUGGGGAUGUAACUAAUCUCAGAAGAGUGCUCAUGGAAUAUCAUUGUUUGAAGUUUGCAUUUGCUUGAGCUAUCAGGAACCGACCCACCAGCCCCUGAAGACACUAGGUGAAUAAAUAUUCCUGCCUCAUUUAAAGCUUCCACACCGUGGCUUGGUACAAACUGAUCAGUGUUCUGUAAAUGCCACCAGGUCAUCAUUGAUCAGGAGUCAUCAUGCUAAAGACUACGUGUUUCUGUGCACUCUUUGAGUAUCGAGAUUUAAAGGACUCCUGCUGCAGCGUCCUUAUGUACUGCUAGGACAGCUGUAGAGAGGGCGGUGGUACAGAGAGCUGCUGUGAUCGCGUGUUACACACAAAUGGAAAAGGCAAGCUGCACUCACCUCUGCUUUAACUUCUUUAAGGGGGUACAGGUUGGGUCUAAAUUAAAACUCACCUCUGUUAGCAGUGGCAAACUCCAAAUCCAGUCACCGAUAGCAAACCCCACCCAGACUAGUCCACUCCCUCUGCUUCUGUUCAGACGCAAGUAAUUAUCAAGUCAAACAUUUAGCUAGAAUAGAAUUAUACAGUGGACUUAAAAUAAUUUAGGAUAAGCUGUGUACCUCUGAUGCUAUAAUCACAUCCAAAGCUGUCUCUUCAUGCCAGAAGACUCUCCUCCAGGCAACCAUGAGUUAACGUCUGUAUAACUGACAGGCUGCACUAGUCAGGCCCAUUAGAACUACCAUGCCAAUACAACAGCACAGGCUUCUGACUGUCAGAGCUUAAUUCUGUUUGAAUAAUUUCUAGAUGGUGAAACACAUGAUGAACCCUACAUGUGGCAUCAGGCCAAGGCACAACUCUCGGAGACCAAGUAGCUCAUUGUAAUACAUAAAGCUGACUGUGCUCUACUGAAACCAAUGUUUCAACUUGACAAAACAACAUCUUGUUAGGUGACCAAAGCGAUUUCCUGAAUUUAAGUCUUCAGGGGCUUCAGGCCCCCAAAAGUCCCUAGGAUAUUUCCCAUUUUUAUACCCUCUGUUUAACACAAUUCCCACAACCAUUGCUGUUGAUAAAACAUAACCAGAUUCCUUCUCAGGAGCUUGUUUCUUUGAUUUUUUUUUUUUUUCCCCCUCCUUGUAUUUAACAUACAGCAAUAAAAUUUGUCACUUUAGGGCAAUGCUCUCCAAGACUUUUCUGUACAGCGUGUUUUUUAGGUUGCACACACCACCAUCUCUUUGUGAUUGAUACAUACUUAAGCUAAGCAAGUUAAUUAAACACUAAGUUUGCGCCAGCAUGUCUAUAGCAAAGAUAUUACCUGUACAGGAGGUGACCAAAUUUUCCUUUCUGUUCCUACCAGGGACAUAUGGAACCACAACACUGCGCUGCUCAAUUACAGAAAAUGCUAGCAGGCUUACACCUGUGUUCAGCACAGAGUGAGGUGGCAGGUAACAGGACGUUGCACUUACUUGGUCGUGUUUUGUUGGACACAACUGUACUAAAAAGAAGCAAAGUGUUUGACUUGGGAGAGCAUUACUUAGCGACUCUCAUACAUGCCAGUGAAGAGUAUCUGUAACAAUGUCAUUUAUUGAUAGCGUGUACAUAUAGCAAUUGUGGAAAUAACAUUUGCACUAGCAACUCAAUUACAUUUCUGUACCAAACCUUCACGUACACUUAAUUACAUGCUACUGUGCAGUA